Molecule: messenger RNA, 1523 nt
Organism: Cajanus cajan (pigeon pea)
Lineage: Eukaryota; Viridiplantae; Streptophyta; Magnoliopsida; Fabales; Fabaceae
Source: RefSeq, a predicted model, not a curated record
GAGAAUGGUUUAAUGUUGACCCUGAAGCUGUUAUAAGUCAGGCCUUGCAAACAGGAGGGGGACCUAAUGUUUCAGAUGCAUACACCAUCAAUGGACUUCCUGGACCAUUGUAUAAUUGUUCUUCUAAAGAUACAUUCAAACUAAAGGUGAAGCCAGGCAAGACAUAUCUGCUGAGGCUGAUCAACGCUGCACUCAACGAAGAGCUCUUCUUUAGCAUAGCCAAUCACAGCCUAACUGUGGUUGAAGCAGAUGCCAAAUACACCAAACCAUUUGACACAGACACACUCCUCAUAGCCCCAGGACAAACCACAAAUGUUCUUCUCAAAACCAAACCUUAUUUUCCCAAUGCCACAUUUCUCAUGGCUGCUAGGCCUUACUUCACUGGCCGUGGCACUUUUGACAACUCCACAACCACUGGUAUCCUCCUCUACAAGCACCAAUCUUCUCACAAAAAUCUCACCCUUCUCAAACCAACUUUGCCACCCAUAAACGCCACAAACGUUGUGGCAAACUUCACAGCAAAAUUCAGAAGCUUGGCCAAUGAUAAAUUCCCCGCCAAAGUACCCCAAAAAGUGGACAGAAAAUUUUUCUUCACCGUGGGACUAGGGACCAGUCCUUGCCCUAAAAACACAACAUGCCAAGGGCCAAGUAACAGCACCAAGUUUGCAGCCUCAGUGAACAACAUUUCCUUUGCACUUCCUUCAUCUGUUUCCCUCAUUCAAGCCUACUAUUUGAAACAGUCUAAUGGGGUUUUCAAGACUGAUUUUCCUGUCACACCUUUGAAUCCUUUUAACUACACAGGAACACCUCCGAACAACACAAUGGUCACUAAUGACACGAAGGUGGUGGUGCUCAAGUUCAACACUAGUGUGGAGGUGGUGUUGCAGGGUACUAGUAUUCUUGGGGCUGAGAGCCACCCCUUGCAUCUUCAUGGCUAUGACUUCUUUGUUGUUGGACAAGGGUUUGGAAACUAUGACCCCAACAAAGACCCUGCAAAGUUUAAUCUGGUUGACCCGGUUGAGAGGAACACUGCUGGUGUUCCUGCUGGUGGCUGGAUUGCUUUUCGAUUUUUUGCAGAUAACCCAGGGGUGUGGUUCAUGCACUGUCACCUGGACCUCCACACAAGUUGGGGAUUGAGAAUGGCAUGGCUUGUAUUAGAUGGGCCCGGGCCCAACCAGAAGCUUCAACCACCUCCUUCUGAUCUUCCAAAAUGUUGACUUUGACUAAAACCCUUUUGGGUCCAGAUUCAUUGGCUCUGCAUCAUUUACUUAGUUACUCUCCAAUGUUGUUUGUUCCUUUCUUUUCAACAACUGUGAAAUUCUUUUGAUGUGUUAAGGGAAAACGAAUAAGUUAUGACUCGUGCAUGUCACACUACAAUGGGGUUUGUUCAGGUGAAGGGUUCGGUUUGUCUUGAUGUUGUUGUCAUGUUUGGUUGGUUGGUUUGAAAUGAGCAGUCACAAGGGUUUUGCCCUCUGAUGGAAUAUUUAAAGCAUUAGCUGAUAAUUAAAAUUUGAUCAAUUCCU